CUAGCCAUACAUGUAUGCCUCACAUUUGGGUGUGGAAACAGGGAUGGCGAUAACUAUGGUUGCAUUUUCCCACUCUUCUCCAUCACUCUCUCUUCCUCCUCCUCUUUGCCCCACCAAAACCCAUUACAUCUUCUCUACUCCACCACACGCAGUUCUCCAUCAAUUUCACCGUUGCCGCCUCCAUUCCAGUGUUACGCCCAUUUCAAUUUCAAAUUCAAAUUCAAAUUCAAAUUCACCACUCAUAAGGGCUUCUUCUUCUUCUUCUUUGUCAGUUAGCAGAGACCCGAUGGUUCCUCCUUACAAUGUACUCAUCACUGGCUCCACCAAAGGAAUAGGGUAUGCACUAGCUAAAGAGUUUCUAAAGGCAGGUGACAACGUCAUAAUUUGCUCAAGAACAACUGAACGGGUGGAGUCUGCUCUUCAGGACUUGAGAGGGGAAUUUGGGGAGCAGCAUGUGUGGGGUACAAAAUGUGAUGUAAGGCAGGGGGAUGAUGUGAAGAAUUUAGUUGCAUUUGCAAAAGAAAAACUGAAAUACAUCGAUAUAUGGAUUAAUAAUGCAGGAUCAAAUGCUUAUAGCUAUAAACCACUGUCAGAAGCUUCAGAUGAAGAUCUAAUUGAAGUUGUCACCACAAACACUCUUGGUUUGAUGAUAUGUUGUCGAGAGGCAAUAAAGAUGAUGUUGGACCAGCCUCGAGGGGGUCAUAUUUUCAAUAUUGAUGGAGCUGGUUCAGAUGGAAGGCCAACGCCCAGAUUUGCUGCAUAUGGGGCUACAAAGCGCAGUGUGGUGCAUCUGACAAAAUCAUUACAGGCAGAAUUACGAAUGGAUGAUGUUAAAAAUGUGAUAGUGCAUAACCUGUCGCCGGGAAUGGUAACAACUGAUCUUCUGUUGUCUGGAGCUUCUACAAAGCAGGCCAAGUUUUUCAUUAAUGUUUUGGCAGAACCGGCAGAAGUGGUAGUAGAGUACCUCGUCCCAAACAACAGAUCUGUCCCUGCCAAUGGAUUGAGCAAGCCCACUUACAUUCGAUUCCUUACUGGCUUGAAAGCAUACUCUCAGAUAUUCUCAAGAUUUGCUUUUGGUGCUAGGAGGAAUCGAUAUUUGCUUGAAGAUUGAUGAGGAUCAGAGGUCUAAUAUGUCCAUACAACAUAUUUUCUUUCACAUAAAAUUUGCUGCUCUCUCUCUCUCUCUCUCUCUCUCUCUCUCUAGCUUUUAUUUGGCUGUGGCAUAAUUUUUGUUUCUGAAAAUAGUUUGAAUUAUAUGUACUUAAGGAAAUUAUAAAAAUGAUUGA
This is a messenger RNA of Camellia sinensis, 1286 nucleotides long. The record is from RefSeq and is a predicted model, not a curated record. NCBI's taxonomy places the organism in Eukaryota, Viridiplantae, Streptophyta, Magnoliopsida, Ericales, Theaceae.